This is a messenger RNA of Labrus bergylta (ballan wrasse), 2559 nucleotides long. RefSeq names its product carboxypeptidase E (gene cpe). Gene Ontology annotation, molecular function: metallocarboxypeptidase activity; zinc ion binding. The record is from RefSeq and is a predicted model, not a curated record. Gene Ontology annotation, biological process: protein processing; peptide metabolic process. NCBI's taxonomy places the organism in Eukaryota, Metazoa, Chordata, Actinopteri, Labriformes, Labridae.
GGACUCAGGUAGAGCAGCGCAUCACGCUCAACCAGAGGAGAGGGAGAGAGCAGCACGAAGAGAGAUAUUUAUAACCUGAAGCCAGGCUGCAGCACUGAGAUAAGGCUUGGGACCAAGCCGCAGGAAGGAAAGCAAACAGACAGACAGACACGGCUUAGGGAAACGAGGACACGACAAGAUGAAACCUUUUUUUGCGGUAGUUUUACUCGGGGCUGCAGCGGUCGCCCUAGUCAGCUCCGCGGGUACCGAGGGCGAGAUCUCCUUCGAGUACCACCGCUAUGAGGAGCUGCGAAAAGCGCUGGUGUCGGUGUGGCUGCAGUGCCCGACCAUCACCCGCAUCUACACCAUCGGGGAGAGCUUCGAGGGCCGCGAGCUGCUGGUGCUGGAGAUGUCCGACAACCCCGGGACGCACGAGCCUGGUGAGCCUGAGUUCAAAUACAUCGCCAACAUGCACGGCAACGAGGCGGUGGGCAGAGAGCUGCUCAUCUACCUGGCCCAGUACCUGUGCAACCAGUACCAGCAGGGCAACGAGACCAUCAUCGACCUCGUCCACAACACCCGCAUCCACCUCAUGCCCUCAAUGAACCCAGAUGGCUUUGAGAAGGCUGCCUCACAGCCCGGAGAGAUCAAAGACUGGUUUGUGGGCCGCAGUAACGCGCAGGGGGUGGAUCUAAACCGCAACUUCCCCGAUCUGGACCGCAUCAUCUACAUCAACGAGCGAGAGGGCGGAGCCAACAACCACCUGCUACAGAACAUGAAGAAGGCCGUGGAUGAAAACACCAAGCUGGCUCCAGAGACCAAGGCAGUGAUCCACUGGAUCAUGGACAUUCCUUUUGUCCUCUCAGCCAACCUGCAUGGAGGAGAUGUCGUGGCCAACUACCCAUAUGAUGAAACCCGCACUGGCUCCACACAUGAGUACAGUGCCAGUCCAGAUGAUGUGAUGUUCAAGUCUCUGGCAAAGGCCUACUCCAUUUACAACCCAGUGAUGUCUGACCAACAGCGAAAACCCUGCCGCAAGAACGAUGAUGACUCCAGCUUCAAAGAUGGGAUCACUAAUGGAGGCGCCUGGUACAGUGUGCCAGGAGGAAUGCAGGAUUUCAACUACCUCAGCAGCAACUGUUUUGAGAUCACUCUGGAGCUUAGCUGUGACAAGUUCCCCAAUGAGGACACACUCAAGAGCUACUGGGAGCAGAACCGCAACUCACUCGUCAGCUACAUCGAGCAGGUCCACCGUGGUGUCAAGGGCUUUGUGCGUGACCUGCAGGGCAACCCAAUCUCCAACGCAUCCAUCUCUGUGGAGGGGAUCGACCAUGACAUCACCACAGCCAAAGAUGGAGAUUAUUGGCGCCUUCUGGCUCCAGGAAAUUACAAAGUGGCAGCCACUGCCCCAGGAUACCUGACUGUCAUCAAGAAGGUGGCUGUUCCCUUCACUCCUGCUACCAGGGUGGACUUUGAGCUGGAGUCUCUGAUGGAGAGGAAGGAGGAGGAGCGGGAGGAGCUGAUGGACUGGUGGAAGAUGAUGUCAGAGACACUGAACUUCUAAAUAAGCUUUUGUCUGGUUUAUGAUUGGGUCCGUCUGCACAUCUAUGUAAUAUAUUCAACAUUCAGUGUGCCCGUCUGCUAUAAAAAGAAUAUAUUGUCUAUAAUUUGUUUUGUUCUCUUUCACUCAUUAUUUUAAUUGAUUAUAUUGUUUAUAAAUGUAAUGGUUUGCCUCAUACUCCUGUAGAUUGUUCGAAUAUCCACAGACGUAUGCUGACGGACACAGGAGAAACUUACUGGUAGUUCUGUGGUAUUGUGUUCUUUAUUGUACAUGUGAUUGGUAACCAUGACACCCACUUGUAUAACCAACGAUUGACUGAGUAUUAUGUGUGUAAAAGAGCUUUUUACAUCACUUCCACGUGGCUCUUUAAAAAAAAAGUAUUUUUUAUUGUUUUAACCUCUCUGUUUCUCCAGACUAUAGUCCAAUUUAAAAGAACACAACUAAUAUAGCGCACACACCUUUUAAAUUCACAAUAAAAUGCACACACACACACACACACACACACACUAUAGUUUGAGAUAUAAAAAUACUGUAAAAUCAUUGUUGACAUUGUAAUCAGUCUAUACAGACAAGCUCAUUUUCCUGUAUGUUAUUGAUGUUGUUUUUUUUAACUGACUGCAGCACAGCUUUGAGUUUAGCACAAGAUGAAUGGUUAUAAUAUAUACAGUACUGUAUUUAUGAAAUACUAAGUAUAGCAAGAACUGUGUGGUUUUUGUAUCUAAAAGAAACAAAAUCGAAGAAAAUAAGGCCAUGAUACCAAUAAAUCUGUCCACCUCAGUCAACCCAAAGCCAUUUCCUUUGUAUUUGUGCACUACACAGAAAUAACUUUAGGUGAUGGAAAGAACUGUGGUACAUGAUGAAGUUGUUUUUCAAAUUUAACACUAUCUUCCAAGAUUGGACCGUGUGGAUGCAGUUCAUCUGGUUUGAGACGACAAGAACUUAAUGAAUGUAUAGCUAUAGAAACCGUUACAAAUAGAAAGAAUAAACUGAUCAAUAAAAAUCCCCUCUUUAUGUUGUCA